Molecule: messenger RNA, 618 nt
Organism: Rangifer tarandus platyrhynchus (Svalbard reindeer)
Lineage: Eukaryota; Metazoa; Chordata; Mammalia; Artiodactyla; Cervidae
Source: the annotation of a GenBank genome assembly
AUGGCCGAAGCGAGCAGCGUCAACGCAGGCAGCGGCUGUGAAGAAAAAGGGCCCGAGGAAUUGUCUCAGGAAUCUGCGCGCCCCGGCAGUAUCAUUUCGAGGGUGAAGCUUUUCGACACCAUGGUGGACACUUUCCUCCAGAAGUUGGUUGCUGCCGGGAGCUUCGAGAGGUUCACUGACUCUUACAAGCGCUUCUACGAGUUGCAGCCUGAGAUGACACAGCGCAUCUAUGACAAGUUUGUAACUCAGUUGCAGACUUCUAUCCAGGAGGAAAUCUCUGAAAUCAAAGCUGAGGGAAACCUGGAAGCUGUCCUGAUUGCACUGGACGCGAUUGUGGAAGAAAGCAAAGACCGCAAGGAGCCAGCCUGGCGCCCCAGCGGGGUCCCGGAGAAGGACCUGCGCAGCGCCGUGGCGCCCUACUUGUCGCAGCAGCGGGACGCCCUGCAGCGCCGUGUGCAGAAGCAGGAGGCCGAGAACAGGCAGCUGGCGGACGCCGUCCUGGCCGGGCGCAGGCAGCUGGAGGAGCUGCAGCUGCAGGCCCAGACCCGGCAGCAGGCCUGGCAGGCUCUACACAGAGAACAGAAGGAGCUGCUGGCCGUGCUAAAGGAGCCUGAGUGA